AUGGACAGCAGCGCCAACUACGGCAUGGAUCGCGGGGAUGGCCGCGGCGGGGGCACGGAGGACUCCAUGCUAGGCGAUCCCGAUUCACCGGAUGACCUCGGCUCGCUGGACGACGACGAUGAGGACGAGAUGGGGCGGGACAAGAAUGGACAGCCCAAAUCAAAGAAAAGGCGGAAGUACAUCAACAAGGCCUGCGACAACUGCCGAACGCGGCACAGCCGAUGCGACGGCAAGGAGCCCUGCGCCCCCUGCUCGAAGAAGGGCUUCCAGUGCGGCUACUCGGCGCCACCCAGCCGACGCGGACCCGUGUCCGAGCGGCAGCUGCAGGAGCUCAUCACCUCCCUCACCAAGCAAAUCGAAUCAGAAAAGAAAAUGAAGAAGGACUGGAAGGACAAAUUCUAUCAUAAGGCCGGCGGUCCAUCUUCGCCUCCGUCCUCGACCAGCGGCGGUGGCGGCGCGCCCUUCUCCCCGUCGAGCGAUGGAAGCGGAGGAGCUGGCGGAGGCGGCGGCGGCACGAUGCCUUCGGACUCGUUCAACUCGCCCACGUCGUCGGCAGCGGCGGCCUACAGUGGAGGCCUCAUGGCGGCCGGCGGCAGAGAAGGCGGUGAUAUGGCGGGCGGCUACGGCGGCAGCACGGGCGCCGGCUGGGGCGGCGCGGACCAGGCCUCGAAUCUGGCCAUGUACGUUGACGCCUACCAGCGCUACAUCUCGCGGCACAUCUCUGCCCACCCGUCGGUAUUCGAGCCGGGCGCCGCGCUCAAGGUCAUCAGCUCCAACCAGCGCACGCCACUCGCCUUCCAGAUGUAUGCCGUGCUGGCCAACGGUGCGCGGGUGACGGGCAACCAGCCGGCGUCUCUGGAGUUUGCGCUGAAGGCGCGGCGCACGCUGGGCGCGGUGUUCGACCAAACGGACGGGCUGGUGGCGCAGGGCCUGAUGAUCCUGGCCUACUACAUGUCGGGCCAGGCCGAGGCCGACAAGACCAUGUACUACCUCCAGCUGGCCCGCAAGAUGUGCCAGCACCUCGACACCCGAUCGAGCGACUACUACAUGCUCAUCCUCAUGACGAUCGGCCUCGCCUCGCCGCACCACGAGGAGAAGCUCGAGGUCUUCACCGAGCUCAAGAUGCGGCUCGAGCCCCUGCUGUCGAACACCAUCACGCCGGCCACCAACCCGGCCACGUCGAACCUCAACCGCAACUUCACCCUCACGCUGGCCAUCAUCUCCGUGCAGGUCGAGCUCGAGAUGGCCAAGCUGCGCAUGGACUACAACGCCGACUACGCCGUCAUGCUCCAGGUGCUCGAGAAGCUCGAGAAGAUGCUCGCCGCCGACAAGUCGUCCAACUACUCCAAGGUCGGCUUCCGCAUCUUCCUCGAGGUCAUCCGCGCCCAGUGCUACUGCUCGCUCGGCCUGCGGGAGAUGGCCGUCGAGUGCACCAGUGAGGUCAGCGAGCUGGCCAAGCACCCCGAGUUCCCCUACGUGCCCGUCAUGGUGCUUAGCGGCGUCGAGAUGAUGGCCAUGAUUCAGCUCGAGGAGGGCCGGUUCGACCAGGUCCACGAGCACAUCCACCGGCUCUCCAAGAUGUCGGCCAUCUACCCGUCGGUCCGCCUCAUCGCCCAGAAGCUCAACGACGCCCUCCAGGAGAAGACCGCCAAGUCCUACGACGGCCGCCCCGGCGGGCCCCUCGAUCUCGGUCGUCCCACUGAUCACGGGCCGGUGCCGGGCAUGGGAAUGUCGCAUCUGGGCGGCGGCGUUCCGUCGUUUGGCCAAUCGGGUGGUCCGGCAGGAGCCAGUUCGACGUCGCCGCACUUCCCUGGCCAGGACCGAACUGGACACGGCGGUGGCGGCGGCCUCCCUUCGUUCAUGCAGGGCGACAUGCAGCGACGUCAGAUGCCGCCGGACCUGCCAGGCAGCAACGGCGGUGGCGGUGGCAUGGGCAUGCACGAGCGCGGGCUGCCAUUCCCGGGCAGCGGAGGCGGAGGCGACCCGCUAGGGCUUGGUCUCGGCGGAGUCGGCGGCGGCGGAAUGGGAUCGCGUGCGGGGAGCGGGCUCGAGGGGCUGGGCGGGAUGGACAGUCGGAUGAUGCAGGAACGAGGAUAUCCUCCCAAGCCCGACCACCUCACCCAGGGCGGCUACGAGGGCAUGGGCGGACGACUCGGCGGGUUGCCACCGCACCUCACGUCGCAGGGCGAACGCGGCCUAUCGAUGGAGGACCUCAUCAAUCGGGAGCGAGCCAUGGGCAUGGGUCCCGGCGGUCCGCUCUCGCACCACCUCGGCCCCAGCGGCGGCGGCGGCGGCUACGGACAAUCGCAAAUGGAACAGCAGCACCACCAGCAACAGCAGCAGCAACAGCAGGAGCUCGACUAUCGAAUGCAGCAGGAGCGGGCCAGCAUGCUCGAGCGUCGAGCACUGCAGCACCCGCAGGGCGGCGUCGGCAUGCCGCUGGGCCAACAGCAGCAGGGUCAGGGCGGGCAGUCGUCGGGCGGGCUCCCGCCGCACCUCAACCCCUACGCCUCGCACGGCAUGCAUCGCAGCGGCAUGCCGGGCGGUCCCUCGUCACUCUACGGCGGCGGCGGCAUGCCAGAUAUGCGUGGAAUGCCCCACCCGUCACAGAUGGGCGGCAGUCCGUCCAUGGGCGGGCGCGGCCUUCCGGGGAUGCCCUCCUUCGGCGGUGGCGGCGGGCCUUCGAUGGGCGGCGGCUCUCCGUUCGGCGGCGGCGGGCCGAUGGGCCAGCAGAUGCGGGGUUGGCCUGGCAUGCCAGGAAUGCCGCCCUAUCCCGGACCUCUGCACAACGGCGGCGACUCAGAAUCGGGCGGACCGCCGCGGCAUCACCUCCCACCGCCUCUCCAUCACCAGCAACAACAGUACAUGAUGUACGGCUCCGCCGAACAGCAGCAGCAGCAGCAGCAGCAACAGGACGACUGA
Messenger RNA from Acanthamoeba castellanii str. Neff, 2922 nucleotides. Its product is annotated as fungal Zn(2)-Cys(6) binuclear cluster domain containing protein. Gene Ontology annotation, molecular function: zinc ion binding; DNA-binding transcription factor activity, RNA polymerase II-specific. The transcript is spliced from 5 exons. Bases 1 to 2922 code for a protein of 973 amino acids. Gene Ontology annotation, cellular component: nucleus. Gene Ontology annotation, biological process: regulation of DNA-templated transcription. The record is from RefSeq and is a predicted model, not a curated record. NCBI's taxonomy places the organism in Eukaryota, Discosea, Longamoebia, Acanthamoebidae.